Molecule: messenger RNA, 686 nt
Organism: Lagenorhynchus albirostris (white-beaked dolphin)
Lineage: Eukaryota; Metazoa; Chordata; Mammalia; Artiodactyla; Delphinidae
Gene: EMC9
Product: ER membrane protein complex subunit 9
Exons: 5
Coding region: 16-636 (206 amino acids)
Cellular component (GO): EMC complex
Source: RefSeq, a predicted model, not a curated record
GGGGCCCCGCUCGCCAUGGGGGAGGUGGAGAUCUCGGCCCGGGCCUACGUGAAGAUGUGCCUGCACGCCGCCCGUUACCCGCACGCCGCUGUCAACGGGCUAUUGCUGGCGCCAGCGCCGCGGUCGAGAGAAUGCCUGUGCCUCACCGACUGUGUGCCCCUGUUCCACAGCCACCUGGCCCUGUCUGUCAUGCUGGAGGUCGCCCUCAACCAGGUGGAUGUGUGGGGCGCGCAGGCCGGGCUGGUAGUGGCAGGGUACUACCAUGCCAAUGCAGCUUUGGACGACCAGAGCCCUGGGCCCUUGGCCUUGAAAAUCGCUGGGCAGAUUGCAGAAUUCUUCCCUGAUGCAGUACUUAUUAUGUUGGAUAAUCAGAAACUGGUGCCACAGCCUCACGUGCCCCCAGUUAUUGUCCUGGAGAGCCAUGGUCUCUGCUGGGUCCCCAAGGACAAGAACUUAGUGAUGUGGAGGGACUGGGAACAGUCACGGCAGAUGGUGGGAGCACUACUAGCAGGCCGGGCCCACCAGCACCUUGUGGACUUUGACUGCCACCUUGACGACAUCCGGGAGGAUUGGACCAACCAGCAGCUCAACGCCCAAAUCACCCAGUGGGUUGGUCCCACAAAUGGAAAUACCUGAGCCAGGGCCAGAGGGGAGGCUCAGGAUCCAAUAAAGAGACUUGGGCUGUU